AUGAAAACACCAAGAUCAUUCCUGUUCAUUUUCCUCCUAUAUCAUGUGUGGUGCAGGAAAGCCAAACAGCAGUUCCAAACAGCAGCAGAGACAGAGCUGAUAGAAUGGGGGGAGGGGGACCAUGAGGAGGAGUUCUCCCCCAGCGGAGCCGGGGCCAAUCCCAGAGUUCUCAAGCCCCUGAGGUUGUUCGCUAGGGGUGUCCCUGGAGCCCCCGGGGCCGUCGGGACCCCCAGCCUUAAACGCAACCCCAUCAGGGACAUGACAUACCUAGAGAGCAUGGAGGACUUCUGGGAUUGGUUAUCCAACCGGACAGAUGUUCAGGCCAGCCAGGCCAGAACCAAGCGACGACCCAUCAUCAAGACAGGCAAGUUUAAGAAGAUGUUUGGCUGGGGAGACUUCCAUUCCAACAUUAAGACUGUCAAACUCAACCUGCUGAUCACCGGGAAGAUCGUGGACCACGGUAACGGAACGUUCAGCGUUUACUUCCGCCAUAACUCCACUGGCCUGGGGAACGUGUCGGUGAGUCUGGUGCCGCCGUCUAAAGUGGUGGAUUUUGAGAUAUCUCAGCAUUCCACACUGGAGACCAAAGACUCUAAAGCUUUCAACUGUCGUAUCGAGUAUGAGAAGACGGACCGCAACAAGAAGACGGCUCUGUGCAGCUUCGACUCCUCCAAGGUGUGUUACCAGGAACAGACACAGAGCCACGUCUCCUGGCUCUGCUCUAAGCCCUUUAAAGUCAUCUGCAUCUACAUCGCCUUCUACAGCGUGGACUACAAACUGGCGCAGAAAGUUUGCCCGGACUACAACUACCAUAGUGACACUCCCUACUCUUCCACUGGCUGAAGGUCUGCCGGACUACAACUACCAUAAGGACACUCCCUACUCCUCCACUGGCUGAAGGUCUGCCCGGACUACAACUACCAUAAUGACACUCCCUACUCCUCUACUGGCUGAAGGUCUGCGAGACUACAGUGACCAUAAUGACACUCCCUACUCUUCCACUGACUGAAGGUCUGCCCUGGUCUACAGCUACCAUAAUGACACUCCCUACUCAUCCACUGGCUGAAGGUCUGCCGGACU
Molecule: messenger RNA, 1080 nt
Organism: Oncorhynchus masou masou (cherry salmon)
Lineage: Eukaryota; Metazoa; Chordata; Actinopteri; Salmoniformes; Salmonidae
Product: neurexophilin-2-like
Exons: 2
Coding region: 1-843 (280 amino acids)
Molecular function (GO): signaling receptor binding
Source: RefSeq, a predicted model, not a curated record